Messenger RNA from Funneliformis mosseae, 1854 nucleotides. Lineage: Eukaryota; Fungi; Glomeromycota; Glomeromycetes; Glomerales; Glomeraceae. The record is from the annotation of a GenBank genome assembly.
AUGAAUUUAUUAAAUCACACAAAAAUCUCUUCAACUUUGAAACCUUUGCAAAAUCAUUAUUAUUGUCAUUGGACGAAGAACCUUAAUUAUUUAAAGUACCUUCGAACCAAUUUCUUGCAAUCAUCGUUCAAUGUGUUGGAAAAUGAAUGCAACAACAUCUCGGGUCGAAUGAUCGUUUUAAAAAGAUUCUCAUCAACGACAACGCAACAUCAUGGGAUGAUUAAGGUCAACCCGAUUGACACGAAUAAGAAGCCGAACGAUACUUGUCAUCUAACGACCUUCAACGAGGAUGAAUUCUUAUGGAGGUUGAGACUAUUUCUUUUAACGAAACAGGAUUCAACGGAUUUUUGGAAAUUCCUACGAGUUUACAUGUAUAAUAAUGUGAAAAUUCUCAACUCACAAUCAACACAUCAAACGUCAUCAUCCUUAUCAAUGAUAGAUAUCGAGCGAAUAUUCAUUAGAUUGUUUCAAAAGAGUAAAUUAACCAAUUUAAAUUUGUCACGAUGGUUUCGAAAAAUGUUACAAAGGUCAAGGAUCACGUUAAAUUCCAAUUGUUAUAACAUAAUAUUACGAAAUUGUGCGUCAAAUGAAUUUUUAAUAAAUCAAGAUCAAAAGAUCUUUGCGGAAAUGAAAAAUCUUGGUCUCACCCCUACAAAGUUCACGUUGCAACAAUUGAUAAGGGAUUAUAGCAGUUUAGGAAAAAUGAAUCACGUUAAAAGGUGGUUUAACGUUUUACUAGAUUUAGGAUAUCAACCGACGAGGGAAAUUUAUAUUUACUUAAUACGUGGAAGUAUUUCGGUCAAUGAUGUUGGAUCCGUUAAUCAUUAUUUGAGGGAGAUGGUUGAAUCGAAUUUCAAACCGUUAAAAGUACAUGUUGAUGAAUUUAUGAAACGUUGCGCUUUGAAUGAUCGAUCCCAGGAUUUAAAAUGGGCUUUUGAACGAUUUUACGUAAAAGGUGAUUGGAAUGUCACAAGUGACACCUAUAAUUGGAUGUUGUUGUCUUGUUCCAAACGGAGGGAUGUGCAUCUCGCAAGAAGAUACUUUGAUGAAAUGAUCAAAAGAAAAAAUUUAAAACCAAACGCUUUAACUUUUCAACAUUUAAUAACGAUGCAAAUUGGACCUUGUGAGUUUGGAUUUCCUGGACCUGAAACAAAUCCUUCUAAAAAUUUGAACGAAGCCAUGCGAUUAUAUAAAAAAAUGAGACAAGAGUUUUUGAUAAAACCAAACAUGUACAUCUGUUUUAUCCUAAUAAGGAGGUUGAUAUACCACCAUGAAAACGAUAAAUUACCAACAUCAUAUAUCAAAAUCCUUCCCGAACUAUCAUAUGAAUUAUUGAGCAAACUUCCAUUUAAUAAUAAUCCAACGAUUUCGAUGAAAGUUAGCAAUAAAUUUUUACGACAACUUUUUUCAACUUUUUUAAGAUAUGGAUAUUUAGAAGCUGCACGAAAUGUAUAUAAAACGAUGCGAAAGAGGAAUUAUAAUUUUGCAAUUGAAACCGGUUCAUGGAAUUUAAUCGAGUCUUUUGCAAGCAAAGGAAAUUAUUUUUCGGCGUUACAAAUUUUUCAUGAAAUGAUUUCAAAUGACGUUAAACCUCACCCACAUCAUUUAUAUUUGUUAUUAAGAGGGUAUUUUCAAAACAAUGAUUUUAAAGGUGGGUUGGAAUUUUAUAACUUGAUAGAAUCUCAUCAAUUAAUUCCCACAAAAGAUAUUUAUCACAUCGUAAAUAAAGUUUUGGUUGAUAUUAAAGAUAUACAACAAGCUAGAGAAAUUUGUCAAAAAUUAAUCAAGUAUCAUGAAGUUUCAAAUAUGGAUACCUUGAAGAUAUUAAUUAAAGUUGGAUGGGUUAAAGCCUAA